Argentina anserina (silverweed cinquefoil) is the source of this 750-nucleotide messenger RNA. RefSeq lists its product as uncharacterized. The coding region runs from base 1 to 750 and encodes 249 amino acids. Gene Ontology annotation, cellular component: plasma membrane. The transcript has a single exon. The record is from RefSeq and is a predicted model, not a curated record. NCBI's taxonomy places the organism in Eukaryota, Viridiplantae, Streptophyta, Magnoliopsida, Rosales, Rosaceae.
AUGGCCCAGCCAUCACCAGUAAAACCGGUGCUGAAGAAGCCACCGGGAUACAGAGACCCAAACCAGCCGCCUAGACCGAUUCCCGGCCAGAAUCCCCGAAAACCGGUCCCUCUCCCACCCUCAUUUCAGCCGCAACCGAAGCCCCGGCGUAGCAGCUGCUUCCGUGUCUUUCUUUGGGUGUCUUGCAUUUUAAUCCUUGUGAUCAUUGUCGUCGUUGCGCUGGCUGCCGGAAUAUUCUUCCUCGUAUUCGAUCCGAGACUGCCUCUGGUAUAUUUGCGGUCGUUUCAGAUACCUCUCUUCAACACCACUGUGAAACCCGGAGGGACUUUCCUCGACGCGUGGACAGCUCCCGGGAUGGACGUGAAGAACCGUAACAGUAAGUUAGACAUAUUCUACUCAAGGGUGCAUGCCUACGUAAGUGUCGGGGACCCGAACGACGUCGGGUUGGUGUUGGGGAUGAAAGAGCUGGGAGGGUUUACGCAGAAGUCAGGGAACACGACCAGUCUUAAGUUUGAUUACGUGGUAAAGAACCGGCAGCUGAACGACGCGGUGGCCAAGAAGCUGUUGAGUCAGUAUGUGGCGAAAACGAUGAGAGUUGGGGUGGAGAUGAAGACGAGGUUGGGUUAUGUGGUGAAGGGGUGGAGGAUAGGGACGAUCGAUGUUGAUGUGGUGUGUGGGGGUGUCACGAUGAAGGAGAUUCAUGUCGGUAGUACCAUGCCCAAGUGUAAAAUCAACGCCUACAAAUGGUAA